GGCUGGGAGCCGUUUGAGAGGCGCUGGAGCGGGCACCGCGACUGGGGCGCUUCCCCAGCUUCCCGGGGGCAGGAGGAGCGGACCCAGGCUGCCGGCACCAUGGAGAUCGUGUACGUGUACGUCAAGAAGCGAAGCGAGUUCGGGAAGCAGUGCAACUUCUCGGACCGCCAGGCAGAGCUGCACAUCGACAUCCCGCCCAACCCCGAGCUGGCGGAGCAGUUCAUGGAGCGGAACCCCGUGGACACGGGCAUCCAGUGCUCCACCAGCAUGUCGGAGCACGAGGCCAACACAGAGCGAUUCGAGAUGGAGACGCGGGGUGUCAACCACGUGGAGGGGGGUUGGCCCAAGGACGUGAACCCCCUGGAGCUGGAGCAGACCAUCCGCUUCCGGAAGAAGGUGGAGAAAGACGAGAACUACAUCAACACCAUCAUGCAGCUGGGCUUGAUCAUGGAGCACUGCGUGAAGCAGAACAACGCCAUCGACAUCUACCAGGAGUAUUUCGAUGACGAGGACGCGGUGGAAGUGACGGAAGAGGCCCCUUCCGCUAAGACCAUCAAUGUUUUCAGGGACCCCCAGGAGAUCAAGCGGUCGGCCACACACCUGUCCUGGCACCCGGACGGCAACAGGAAGCUGGCGGUGGCGUAUUCUUGCUUGAAUUUUCAACGGGCACCUGAGGGCAUGAGCCAUGACUCGUACAUCUGGGACCUGGCCUGCCAGGGCUGGGAGGAGCCGUCCUCGCCUCUCGUCACCUUGGAGUACAACCCCAAGGACUCGCACGUGCUGCUGGGAGGCUGCUACAACGGGCAGAUCGCCUGCUGGGACACCCGGAAGGGCAGCCUGGUGGCCGAGCUGUCCACCAUUGAGUUCAGCCACCGAGACCCCGUGUACGGCACCAUCUGGCUGCAGUCGAAGACGGGCACUGAGUGUUUCUCGGCAUCCACAGAUGGGCAGGUCAUGUGGUGGGACAUACGCAAGCUGAGCGAGCCCACCGAGGUGGUGAUCAUGGACAUCACCAGGAAGGAGCAGCUGCAGAAUGCCUUGGGGGCCAUCUCCCUGGAGUUCGAGUCCACCUUGCCGACCAAGUUCAUGGUGGGCACGGAGCAAGGCAUCGUCAUCUCCUGCAACCGCAAGGCCAAGACGCAGGCCGAGAAGAUCGUGUGCACCUUCCCUGGCCACCACGGCCCCGUCUACGCCCUCCAGAGGAACCCCUUCUACCCCAAGAACUUCCUGACCGUGGGCGACUGGACCGCCCGCAUCUGGUCGGAGGAGAGCCGCGAGUCGUCCAUCAUGUGGACCAAGUACCACAUGGCGUACCUCAGCGAUGGCGCCUGGAGCCCGGUUAGGCCGGCGGUGUUCUUCACCACCAAGAUGGACGGGACCCUGGACAUCUGGGACUUCGUGUUCAAGCAGUGUGACCCCGCCCUCAGCCUGAAGGUCACGCACACCCUCUCCCCAUGCAGCCGGAUCAGGGGUGGGGAACCUUUUCUCUGCCCGGGGCCGUUUGAAUAUUUAAGCGAGGAGGACCCCGUCUGGCCCCUGUGCCAGGAGCCCCAGCUGCCACCCACUUCCCACGGGCCUCUCUGCCCCUGUCCGGCCCAGAUAUUUGAGCGGGAGACCCGGCGGGAGAAGAUCCUAGAGGCCAGGCACCGGGAGAUGCGGCUGAAGGAGAAGGGCAAGGCGGAGGGCAGGGAGGAGGAGCCCCGGGAGGAGGAGGUCUCCAUCAACCUGGAGGAGCUGGUCGCCAAGGCCGAGGAGGAGUUCUUCAAUGUCAUCUACUCGGAGAUGAAGAGGAAGGAGACGGAAGCCUUGAGGAAGCCCACAGAAGUGAGAGCCUGGGGUGGGGCCCGCAUGGGCGGGGGGAAGGCAUGGCACUGA
Molecule: messenger RNA, 1875 nt
Organism: Myotis davidii
Lineage: Eukaryota; Metazoa; Chordata; Mammalia; Chiroptera; Vespertilionidae
Gene: DNAI2
Product: dynein, axonemal, intermediate chain 2
Exons: 12
Coding region: 100-1875 (591 amino acids)
Biological process (GO): cilium movement; outer dynein arm assembly
Cellular component (GO): outer dynein arm
Molecular function (GO): dynein heavy chain binding; dynein light chain binding
Source: RefSeq, a predicted model, not a curated record